CAUUGUUUCAGAAGAAGGGUAGAAAUGGUAGAUUUGACUCGUUCGAUGUGACAAGAAAGAUCAAACGAUCUAAAGCGCCCUCCAGUCUCAAGAUUUGACUAAGAAUUGGCAUGCCAUGGAUGACAUAUUAGAAAAUACAAUCGUCAAGUAUUUAGCUGCUUCAGUUCUCUUGGCUGCUGCGGUGUUCGUUGUCAAGAAAUAUUUCUUUAAAACUGAGGUACCAGAAGAGGAGCCUCAACCAACUGAAAGGCUAGAACCCAUGAAAAGAAGGGACUUUACACUCCAGCAGUUGAAGGAAUUCGAUGGUAAAACCAAUCCUCGAAUACUGAUAGCAGUUAAUGCUAAAGUGUUUGACGUCACUCGCGGAUCAAACUUUUAUGGACCGGAUGGUCCAUAUGGUGUUUUUGCUGGCAGAGAUGCAAGUCGUGGUCUGGCAACCUUUUCUGUUGACGGAGCAGCCCUAAAAGAUGAAUAUGAUGACCUCAGUGACCUGAACUCUAUGCAGGUGGAUUCACUCAAAGAAUGGGAAAUGCAGUUCACAGAGAAGUAUGACUUAGUAGGGAAGCUUCUUAAACCUGGUGAAAAGGCAAGAAAUUAUGAUCAAGAGUCUGAGACAGAAGAUGAUGAGAGCAAAGCUAGUCAAAAGAAGAAUGAUUGACAUUGUACAUGUUUAAAUGCAAGGUCAGAAAUUACACCAGAACAAACAUUUAAGUUUAAGUGUAGUUGCUUUCACUGAUAGAAACUCAGUGGUCUUGAACUGAUAUGACACUUUGCAAAAAGGCCAUCAUUGCAUGCUUGUGUCUAUAAAAAGAAUUCAAUUAAGACACAUGAAAUCAUACUUUACUGUCUGGAGACACAGAAAUAAAUUAUUUGAAAUUUCAAAUGCUGUUUGAACACUACCAGGCUUUACCAUCUAAAUGCAUCAAACGCACACAUUCAAGUAGAACAGGUCUAGUGUUAAUGUCUGUACCCUGUAACCAUUUGAUCUGUACCUUGCAUAGAACUUGUAGGUAACAUUUGAUGAAUAAGGGGAUUGUUAGUUUAGAGAGUAUGAUAUUGGAUACCCAUGUUUGAUUUCCACUGGGUCCUGCUUCUUCUUUCUGAACAAAAUCAAACUUGAACAGCUAAAGUAUAAAACUGAUGAUGUCAUCUUAUAUAAGUAUAAGUUUUAAAAUUUUACAAAAAUUUGAAGGCAUACAGUUGAGAAAAAGCAGAGCUGUCUAGAAUCAGAUUUCUCCUUUUGUUAUUUCACUUUUUUGACAUGCAGCUGCUAGUUGUACAACACCAAAAUAGGCGGAGGUAGUUUGAUUUCAUAUGAAUUGUUGCUAAUCUUAGUGUCUUUAAAAUCAUAGAACAUUAUACUUGUUAAUGAGAUUUUAUGCUUAGGAAGUUUUAUUCUGGAGGUACUUCCUUUCAUGCAAAUAUAUGUUGAAUCAGAUCAGGAUGCUACACAUAAAUGCUAAGUUUAUCCAUAUAUUUAGUAAUCUUUAUGGUCAAUGGUUUACCUCACAGCAGUUCUUAGUGACAUUGAAAGAUGAGAGGUGACAACCUUUCAAGUUGAUUCAAAUGAGCAGUUAAUUUGAAUGUAGUGCAAGUAUGUAAAAACGCAUUUAUUUUACAUGUACCUAUUUUAACACCUGCUUUAACCUUUUCUUUCAUAAGCUGGUAAAGAUAUUAUAUAAAGAAGGUAUUUGUGUGUAAGAUGUUCCGCUCUUAGUUUAUAGUUGAGGUUUUAAGAUGAUGUUUGUGAUUACCCUAGUA
Rhopilema esculentum is the source of this 1761-nucleotide messenger RNA. Its product is annotated as membrane-associated progesterone receptor component 2. Gene Ontology annotation, cellular component: membrane; endoplasmic reticulum; endomembrane system. Lineage: Eukaryota; Metazoa; Cnidaria; Scyphozoa; Rhizostomeae; Rhizostomatidae. The record is from RefSeq and is a predicted model, not a curated record.